GUCACAUACGAACGACGCGAGUUCCCCCUAUCCAGAUAAUAAAAAAAAAUCAAAACAUAUUCGGCAAAAUCGAACAAAGUCGUUGUAUUAUACUAGUUAAUUAUAAAUUCCGUUUCCGAUUUCCUUCAAAAUGAGUGGCGUUCUGCGUCGCGGUUCUUUAAAUUUCGAUUGCGGCGGUGGCAAUUCGCGUCGGGGGAGCCUUGAUGCCAACCUUUAUGGCGGUUAUCGUGAGGCAAAACCUAUGCCAGGUACACCGGAAAUAAGUGUUAUUGCCUUAGACUUUCGUCGUCACUCGAAUGACUUGAAAAAGGAACCAAAAUUAAAUGGGGUAGCAGAAGUGACCACCAAGGAUCUGAGUCAGGAUGUUGAUAGUGAUGUUCUAUCAAAUUUCUUGGGUCACUAUAGCAAAUGGAGUUUCCUGUGGACCUUCCUGUUGUGCAUAUUCCAAUUGCCGACCACAUUUCAUUUGUUUAUGUUUGUGUUUCAGACUGCUUCAAAGGACUUUUGGUGCGCCAGGCCCGCCAAUCUCUAUGAGUUGGACAUUGCGGAUUGGCGUAAUCUGAGUCAAACAGCAGACGGUUGCUAUAUACUCGACAUGGACUACACACAAUUGAGCUAUGAGAAUGGCGAGCUAAACAAUUGGCCAAACAAUACCAGCGACUUGGGCUAUAGGCAAUGUAAACAAUUUGAAUUCUCCAAUAUCGAUGGAGAUGGCAAGACUUUGGUACAGGAAUUUGGACUAGUAUGUGGUCGUAACAUUUUAAGUAUUGUGGAAACUUGUUUUCUGGUGGGUGCAGCUGUGGGUGCUGUACUCAGUGGUUGGAUAUCGGAUCGAUUUGGUCGCCGUCACACAUUGAUGGCAUUUGUCAGCAUACAAACUGUUUUUGGUGGAAUUUUGGCCUUCUCAACAUCGGUGGCCAUGUAUAUGUCGCUACGUGUUAUAAUUGGAUUCGCCUCAAUGACCGUGACUGUUGUUAGCUUCGUGUUAGUUGUUGAAUUGGUCUCUGGCAAAUGGCGAACUAUAAUCGGUAUAUUAAAUAUUUUACCCGUUGCCAUCUCAUAUGUCCUGUCAUCAGGUAUUGCGUAUCUCAUUCGGGAUUGGCGAACCCUUCAAUUAGUCAUUUCAUGGCCAUGGUUAAUUAUGUUGAUCAUUUGGUUCUGGUUGCCGGAAUCGCCACGUUGGUUGUUAGCCCAGGGUCGUCUGGAUGAGUUGUGCAAGCUAAUUGAACGCGCUGCUAAAAUGAAUGGCACAACUUUGCCGAAUAACUAUAGAAAGACUUUGGAGGCAGCUGUGCCCAAGCAGUCGCAACAGCAGCAGCAGCAAUCCUCUCCAGAAAUUGGUCAAAUCGCUCGAAGUGAAGAAUUCAAUGGUUUAGAUGGCCAUGUCAAUCCCAUUUUUGUAGUCUUCGGUGCUAAAUAUUGGCGCACUACUGUCCUGACACUGAUCAUUUGGUUGACCCUUAUUAUUAUAUACUUUGGCUUGACUUUGCAUCUAAGCAAUUUGGGUGGCAAUAUCUAUGUGAACAGCGCUGUAGCUGGCACAAUUGAAGCAAUUUCCAUAUGCUUUAGUAUUUUUGUUGUUCUAAAAGCGGGCAUACGUAAAAGUUUGAUUGGCUACAUGUUAUUGCCGGGCAUAUGUUGUCUGGCCACAAAUCUGGUGCCUCAUGGUGAUGAUAAUCAAUCGGGUGUAAUAGCCUUGGCCAUUAUAGCCAAGUGUCUUAUUGGGGCCAACAAUGCAAUCAUACCCACCUACACGGCCAUGCAGUAUCCCACAAUUGUACGAAAUUUUGGUGUCGGCAUGGGAAAUUUAGCCUCUGGCAUUGCGCUUAUCUUGGUGCCCUUCCUUUGGCAGUUGGAACACAUUGAUGCCUUGUUACCUUUGAAUAUAAUGGGCGUUAGUGGAUUAAUUGGAGCCAUUGCCAUUUCUUUGAUGAAGGACGUAGAAUCAUAAGUCGAUGUCAUUUAUUUCUUAUUAUUUUCAUCAAUUUUUCAUAUCUAACUGUGAUAUAUACUUGCAAAAAUAUUGAGCUUAAGAGCUCAUUGUAUCAUAAUUACUAUAUACUUAUAUGUUUCUCAGCCUGUUAACUUAGUUGGUUUUUAUUUAUGUGCUUACAUUACACUUGUA
This is a messenger RNA of Drosophila willistoni, 2125 nucleotides long. RefSeq names its product organic cation transporter protein. Lineage: Eukaryota; Metazoa; Arthropoda; Insecta; Diptera; Drosophilidae. The coding region runs from base 131 to 1951 and encodes 606 amino acids. The record is from RefSeq and is a predicted model, not a curated record. Gene Ontology annotation, biological process: transmembrane transport. Gene Ontology annotation, molecular function: transmembrane transporter activity. Gene Ontology annotation, cellular component: membrane. The transcript has 6 exons.